UUGAACUUGUAAUUUACAGAGUGUGAACAAGAAAAAUUAAAACUGUUAAAACCUCGUCCAGAAUGCAAUUAAUUUAUUUGCUGGUUUUAAUUUCUGGCGCUAGAUGCUGCCAAAGCCGCUGGAACUCAAACAAAACGCCAGUUUUGGUAUUGAGACCCUCGACAGAAACGAACCUCAUUUGGUUCAAGCCAACCGACCAAAAACGCCAACAUUACAAAACCGAUUUAAAUAACUUACUCAAACGUUACAAUAACACUAAACAAUUUGAGAAUGUGGUUUCCUGUCUUCCACACCAAUCACCUCCACACAACAAAAUUUGUAAUUUUGACGUCAAUUCAAAUGUAAUGGCCCCCUGUCUACCAAAAUUUGGUUUUGGGUACGAUUUUGGCACACCUUGUGUCUUCCUAAAACUGAGUAAUGUUCCAAAAUGGAGACCUGUGCCUUACAACAGCUCGAACAUGCCGUCAGAAAUGCCAAAUUUUUUGAAAGACACCAUCACAAAACUGGAACCUCGAGGAAUGCACCAAAAUAUUUGGGUGAGUUGUGAUGGCGACACUGCAGCCGAUAAGGAACACAUCGGGGCUUUAAGAUAUCUGCCUUUUAAUGGCUUUCCAAGUCAAUAUUUUCCGUAUAAUGGCGAUAAGGAGUAUCUUGACCCUUUAGUGGCUCUUCAUUUCGAGCAACCCAUGCGUGGUGUUUUGAUUAAUGUGGAAUGUGCCGUAUGGGCGAGAAAUAUACCACGUGACAAGGAAAACAAACUGGGAAUUUUGCAGUUUUCGUUGAUGAUAGACUAAUAAUAAAUUAGUCUAAUUAUUUAAUUAAAAAUUUGACUGAAAAUUGGAUAAUUUGAACACUUUUGUUUGGAAAUAAAAUUUAAAUCAAACGAUAA
Tribolium castaneum (red flour beetle) is the source of this 889-nucleotide messenger RNA. RefSeq names its product sodium/potassium-transporting ATPase subunit beta-2-like. The coding region runs from base 63 to 794 and encodes 243 amino acids. The transcript has 5 exons. Gene Ontology annotation, cellular component: sodium:potassium-exchanging ATPase complex. Lineage: Eukaryota; Metazoa; Arthropoda; Insecta; Coleoptera; Tenebrionidae. Gene Ontology annotation, molecular function: ATPase activator activity. Gene Ontology annotation, biological process: potassium ion import across plasma membrane; sodium ion export across plasma membrane; intracellular potassium ion homeostasis. The record is from RefSeq and is a predicted model, not a curated record.